GCGAUCAGCGGUGCGCUGUGUCCCUCAGACAUAGCGGAUCACCGAUCACAGAGCCGAAGAUGUCGGCUCAAUCAUGUGAUCAGCUGUGUCCAAUCACAGCUGAUCACAUGUAAACAGGGAAAUGCCAGUUAUCGGCAUUUCUCUCCUCUUGAGCUGUCAGCCGGGGACAUGUACACUGAUCAUCAGGGCACUGAUGAUCAGUGUGCCCUGAUGAUCAGUGUAGCCCCAUCAGUGCCACCUGUCUGUGUCCAUCAGUGCCUUGUGUCAGGGCUCAUAAGUGCCUCGUGCCAGUACCACAUCACUGCCACAUAUCAGUGCCUACCAGUGCACAUCACUGCCACAUAUCAGUGCCCAUCUGAGCUGCCUUUCAGUGUCACCCAUCAGUGCCGCCUAUCAGUGCCCAUCAGUGAUGCCUGUCAAUGCCUAUCAGUGCCACCUACCUAUGCCUCCUCCUCAGUG
Molecule: messenger RNA, 459 nt
Organism: Staurois parvus
Lineage: Eukaryota; Metazoa; Chordata; Amphibia; Anura; Ranidae
Source: the annotation of a GenBank genome assembly